CUCUCCCUUUCUCACCAGCAUUACUUACUCUCCCUCUCUCACGUGCACUCUCUCCACCCCUUUUCUCUCUCAUCCAUUAGCAGGAAGAACAGAUCGCAGACAGAAGAGCAGAGGCGAGACUACUGAGACAGACACAGCAGAAGAGGAAGAACAGAGAAAAAAAACAUAAAACCAAGAGAAGUAAAGCAACAUGGAUGCAUUUAAGAAAGGACUCAACUUGGCCAAGGACGGAGUGGUGGCCGCCGCAGAGAAGACGAAGGCCGGAGUUGGGGAGGCCGCCAGCAAGACCAAGGAGGGGGUCCUCUAUGUUGGAAACAAGACGAUGGAGGGCGUGGUAACAGGUGUUAACACUGUUGCCCAGAAGACGAAUGAACAAGCCAAUAUUGUUGCCGAUACCGCUGUUAGCGGAGCGAACGAGGUUGCCCAGGUAACAGUGGAGGGGGUUGAGAAUGCAGCGCUGAAGAGUGGUUUUGUCAGCUCGGAGGAGGCAGGACAAGUGGCUGAGGAGACUGACCUCCCAAAAAUAGACGUUGGAGGACAGACUGAUCAGGCUGCACAAUAGAAAAUCCUCCGUCAGACCUGCAAUCACUUCCUGUUGCUACAUGUACCUGUCCAAUGAGAGAAGAGAAACUUAUGCAUUUAUUGCUAUAGCUCAACCAUUUGACCUCUUAUGUUACUUAAUCCUAAAAAGUCUUCAUCUAAUGUUUAACCUAACCUCAUUAAUAUAAUCCUCCUCCUGCUGUUGUUGUACAUCUGCCUCUGCAUCAUACUCCACUGUGCAAAACACUGAUGUCACAACACAUUUUAACUCUCAGAGAUGAAUUUAAUCAGGUUAUAUGCAUCCACAUGCUUUUGGUCCAUGUAGGUUGACAUCACACAGGUCAAGGGUUUACCCUCCUGUUAGUCACCAUGAUGCCGCUCCUUAGACACACCUGAAGCCUUUUCAAUGCAUGUCAAUGUACAGACUCACUCUUAAAAUGCGAGAAAACACACACACACACACACACACACACACCCACCCACACACACACACCCACACAAUCUAAUCUACAAUUAACCCUGUAAUUUAUACACACAACACACACACUUGCAAUUUGUGUUUCUGAUAUUAACUAAGCUUCAGAACUGAUUUUUUUCCCCCUUAAAAAACACAGAAGUGAAAUAAAAAGAAGUUUUAAAUCCA
Messenger RNA from Labrus bergylta (ballan wrasse), 1183 nucleotides. RefSeq names its product synuclein, gamma a (gene sncga). The record is from RefSeq and is a predicted model, not a curated record. Gene Ontology annotation, molecular function: cuprous ion binding. Gene Ontology annotation, cellular component: neuronal cell body; axon terminus; cytoplasm. NCBI's taxonomy places the organism in Eukaryota, Metazoa, Chordata, Actinopteri, Labriformes, Labridae. Gene Ontology annotation, biological process: synapse organization; chemical synaptic transmission; synaptic vesicle endocytosis.